Messenger RNA from Phalaenopsis equestris, 392 nucleotides. Its product is annotated as putative Myb family transcription factor At1g14600. The record is from RefSeq and is a predicted model, not a curated record. The annotation marks the transcript as partial. Lineage: Eukaryota; Viridiplantae; Streptophyta; Magnoliopsida; Asparagales; Orchidaceae. The transcript has 4 exons. Gene Ontology annotation, molecular function: DNA-binding transcription factor activity; DNA binding.
GUGAGCUUUUGUUCCAUGCACGAGAGAACAGCGAUGGCUCACCGCAGAAGCAGCGGAGAAGUGCGGCCAUACGUGCGUUCUAGCAAGCCGCGUUUCAACUGGACCGGCGACCUCAAGCAGCUCUUCGAAGAUGCCAUGACAGUCCUCGGAGGAACAAGAAAAGCUACGCCUAAACAAAUUAGAGAGCUUUUGAAAUGCCCGCAUAUUCAGCUCUCUCAUAUUAAGAGCCGUCUUCAGAUGUGUAGAAUCCGCAUGGAAGAGAAGGAGAGGAGAUCAGUCUGGAUGGGCUGCUGUGGCUCGACUUAUCCGCAUUCAGAUUGUUGUUAUUUGAGGGAAAAUAUUAUGUCGGAUAUUGUAUGUCCAGAUGAUGAUGUGGAUCACACCGCGCUAUU